Molecule: messenger RNA, 2597 nt
Organism: Xenopus laevis (African clawed frog)
Lineage: Eukaryota; Metazoa; Chordata; Amphibia; Anura; Pipidae
Gene: tnfrsf11a.L
Product: tumor necrosis factor receptor superfamily member 11A
Exons: 10
Coding region: 525-2246 (573 amino acids)
Biological process (GO): intracellular calcium ion homeostasis; lymph node development; CD40 signaling pathway
Cellular component (GO): membrane; external side of plasma membrane; plasma membrane
Molecular function (GO): cytokine binding; tumor necrosis factor receptor activity
Source: RefSeq, a predicted model, not a curated record
AGAGGGGAGGCUCCCUUGGCAGAGUCGUGUGUGUGGGCGCUGGGGGUGCAGUAGGAAAGUGCUGUAUUUGGUGGCUGAACUACACCCUGUGACAACUAUGCCCUCUGUGCACGCGUCUACAUUGUGAGGGCCACUUUUCUAUGGGAAUCUCGGCGCGGGGGAAUUACACAGGUUAGUCUUCCUAUAAUGGGCGUCGCUUGGACCAGCUGAGGGGAAAGUACGCGCUCUAUCGAGGAGAGACGAGGUACUGGCGUUUGUGGGAUCGCUAGGGCGAAAUGUAGCGACCCAUUAUCACUGGAAAAGGAAAUAAGCACGGGCACCGAAGAAUAAAGAUUAUGGAGUGGAGCUUUCCUUAGGGACACACGGGCACAGGAAAGCGCCAGGAAGCCUUUGGGAUUGGCAGUUCUCGCCAGUGGGGAAGGAGUAACUGGAAUACAGAGGGAAAAGUGUCGCAAGACUGAAUCGCAGCAGUGUGGGAACAGACGGGAAAGGAUUGUGUGCAAAGGAAGAGACUUGCUCCUAUCAUGAGAACUUCGCACUCCUGUUCGGGUCUGGUGGCUUACGGGCUGUUCCUGCUAAACUGUGCCAUUCUGUGCUGCAGCCAGUUACUUCAUCAACCCCAGUGUGACCCUGAAAAGGAGUAUGAAUCAAAUGGAGGCUGCUGCAGUAAAUGUCAACCAGGUUUUUCCAUGACCUCUAAAUGCACUGAUUCUAAGGACACCAGCUGCAAUCCAUGUGGACCUAAUGAAUACAUGCCAUCCUGGAAUAAUGAUUACAAAUGCUUUUCUCAUCAUAUAUGUGAUUCAGGCAAAGCUCUGAAAGUGGAGUUUCAUGGAAAUAGCACAGCUCCCAGAAAGUGUGUUUGUGAGGAAGGAUACCACUUUAGUCACGAUUAUGAAUUCUGUAACAAAAAUACCAAAUGCAUACCUGGCUAUGGGGUGGUUCGUCCAGUUCAGCUAAAUACAGAUACCAUAUGCAAAGCCUGCCCAGUAGGAUAUUUCUCAAAUGUCUCUUCUUCAAAGGAGUCAUGCAAACCAUGGACCAACUGUUCAAAGCUUGGUCUGUUUGAGAGUAAGCCUGGAUCUAACCAUUAUGAUGUUGUGUGUGAUCACCUCAACCCCAAUCGGCAGAGGGUUGUCAUUUUCAUUGUUUUACCCUUGGUGAUUACAAUAAUCAUAUUCAUGACCAUCUACUUUUUGUGCUGCACGAACCGCCUGAAAGAUCUGAAAGGAAAUCUGGAGCAGUGGAUGACUGAUUUGUGCCACCAGUUUCAAGAAGCUGAGAAAAAAUCCCCAUGCAAUAUUUGCACAAGAACAAAUAAUUAUAGACAAGGACAACAGAAUUUUACACCAUAUGUGACUGUUUCCAUGGAGAACGAUUGUGACGCGGCCCAUAAAGAUCCUAAGGAGCAACGUGGUGGUCCAGGGACAAGCUGUGUUAGAGAAUAUGAGGUGAAACAAGGAAGAAGUGGCCCUAUAGAAAAUGAAUACUUAGAAAGGAAGUAUGCUAUGGCGACAGAUGGACCAGCAUGUGUGUCAGAUACAGCAGAAAGCUCAGUGGAGAGUGAGACCAUUAGUUCCUUUUACACUGGUCCUGAUCACCCUCUGCAUUUACAGAAAGAUGCUUGUGGACAGUCUGCCAGAGAGCUUACUGGGAAACACAUUGUUAACAGUAACUAUGGUAACUGCAGCAUGACAGAACCCAUGAGCAGUAUGAAUGGAUGUUGUUCACAAUUGAGUUCAAGCGGAUUUUCCUUGCAAACAAAUGGACCCCCAAGUAUGACUUCCUCUGAGGAGACAGAUUCUCACAAUGAUGGGAGCACUCCUACAUCGGAAACACCACCGUUAUCUGGACAAGUUACAGGAAAUAAUAACACAACUGUCAUUUCAAACGGUUCAGUAAUGAACAUAAAAGCUGAUGUACUUUUAUUGGUCCUAAGCCCAACUUCCCAAGAUGCACCUACAACACCUGACAGCAACGAUGGAAAUAUGGGGAAACCAGUGCAAGAGGAAAAUCAAUGCCGUUGUGACAGUUUUGUUGCAAACACAGAAAAUCAUGUAGGCAAAUACACACAAUAUUCUGAUGAUCUUUCAAAAUCAUCUCAAAAUACAGAAAGUUGGACAUCUAGCACAGACUUUAUACAAGGCAGUGGUAGCCCACUCAUUUUAAGUCAGGAACUAAAUAACAUUUGUCCAUGCCAAAAUAUUUGCCUAUCACCAGUGCAAGAGGAAGGGAAACCUGAAUAAACUCUCUGAGGAGCAGGAUGGAUAUUUCACAAAUGCAAGAAGAUGUCAGUUGGGCCUACCACACGCGCCCAGUCAUGCUUUUGAAUUAAUUUGCAGGAUUACCUAGGUUGUGCUGGCAAGAACAGAAUGAGAGCUGAUGGAAUGCAAAAGCAAAAAUGGAAAAGUUGUGCAGUGGACCACUUGUUUUUGUCAAGAUGAUGGAAUGCACCCAGAAGCUAAGAAGAGUUUUUUGUUGUACUGAAAGAAGAAAAUGUUUUAAUCUUUGUGAAUGUGGAUUUGAAAACUUGCAGUCUAUGAAACCAAUUUAGAUUUAAAUACACUUUUACCUAUGGAUAAAUGGUUUUACAGAGA